AAAAAAAAACAGUUAAUUGUUUUUGAUGGACAGAAAAGGUCCUUUUUGUCCUUUCUAAGCUAACCGCAGAUAUGACAUCAGCAUCCGUACGCGAUUUCGAUAAAUUUGGUUUUCCUAUUUGUACCAUUGGCUGUUAUUUUAUGCAAUUAGUGAUGCGAAACCCCUCGCCAGACUGUCUUGCUUAAUCGUUCAAUAUGCAAAUGAAGAAAUCUUUUUUCGCUGUUCCUAAAUUAUCCUUUAAAUGCCAGAGAAAAUGUUCACCUAAAAGGCAAAUAAACCAGCUGAUUCGGUUGAACUCUGCGGUUUAAUCAGCGACCCAUCGAAAAAAGGCCAACAUAAAAACACGGUACCCCCACUAGAAUAAAGAAGAACUACCAAAUUGGAUCAUAAAUUUAUGUGCGAAUCUAAAAUGGACGUCCGUCAACAACGAGAAGAACGGCAGUAUACGCAUAAAAGUGAGAAGGGUCGCGCCACCAUUAUCAGGAAGAAAUCCUGGAUCCUGGGGUGCCCUUCUCUUCUCUAAGUGGGGCUGUUCUGACGACGGCGGUGCGGGUUCAGUCAGUCAGCAGAGCACAGUGUACAGCAGAAACAGAAGAAGCAGCAGCAAUAACAUCAACAUAAACAGCACGAAGACAUAGGACGGACCAAUUCCCUGCAUCACAUGAAACACAGUGAAGAAGGUUAGUGCCACGCUGUCUGGUGUUAGACGGCAACGAUGAACGUGCUCGUGCUAGAAGUAAAAUAAGAAGAAGAAAAUAAACGAGUGAGAGCAACCGUGCACAUGUUGUUCCACCAGCUUCGGCGGAGUCCUCGUCGUCGUCCUUCGUUUUCGGUGCGUGUCGUCGUGUUUAUCAACAUUUCAUGAAGUGCGAGAAUUGGAAUCACAUUUUUCACACACCAAACGACCCGAGUCCUGGGUAUUAUUAUUAUAUUGGGAAAGUGUGAUUUGUUGAGCCAAAUCACUCUAUAUCCGGCGUUCGGUCGAUCGGUGUGUGUACACUGGGAUAGAGUGGGUCCGUUUGUUCGUUCGGAGAGCUCUCGGUGAGUCGAUUCCGAGCAACAGAAAAGUGCGUGUUUGAUGGCAAAUAGUAGCAAAGAAUUGAAUUGAUUGCCCCCGUAAGAGGAGCCGCCCCCGCACCAACGGUAAAAGGCACCAGACCACAUUGGCCGUUACUGUCAGCGGUUUGUAAAGGGCGAAUAAACGAAAAUACCACGAGGGGGUGAUUUUUUUUCUGGUAAUCCCCAACACUAUUUGUUGCUCCCGCUGAGAAGAGGAGAAGAAAAAACCUACAAGGGGGUGGUAAUAAAGGGCAGAAGGAAAGUACAGGUGGGCCGCAGUGGUUUAACAUUUCUUGGCGUUUAACCACCCAUUUGGCAUCAGAUUGGCUGGGAAUCACAGACAACCCGGGGGCCCCGUUAAAGUGUCGGUCGUUGGAAGCGGUGGCCCUGGCAACAAAAUCUGGAGGCGCGAACGAGUCGUUAUGACGGAACCGGACCUGGACGAUGUGGCGUUCCUUACAGGUGGCGACAGCACCAGCGGACGGCCAGGGCGAGAAGGUGUAGCCGUUUGUUCCCAGAAACGAGCCUUAUGUGUAACUGCCAUCGUACUCGGAACGUUGCUGACCACAGCACUGGUGAUAGCAUAUGCAGGGCCCCAAACCGUAUGUCCCUGUGCCGGCAAAAUUCCACCGGGAUACAUUCAGGAGGGUUACAACAGCUCGGAGCCGUUCCAGCCGAUCGCCUCCAAUGGCCAGCCGUUCCCGUGGCUGCUCCCGACGCUGCCCAAUAAUGUGAGGCCAAACCGAUACAUGUUGACCAUACAUCCCAAUCUGACGACGCUGGAUGUGAAGGGUCAAGUAACGGUAGAGUUUUUUGUGGAAAAGGAAACCAACUUUAUCGUUCUGCAUGCUCAGGAUCUGAACAUUACUGAAAAGGCUCUGGUAGGACCGAAGGGCUACGCAUUGAAGAUCCUGCGGAUACUGGACUACCCGCCGCGACAGCAGCUGUACAUCGAACUGCGGGACAAACUGCGCAAGAAAGCCAACUACACGCUCAGCAUCCGAUGGUAUUCGAAGAUGAUCACCGAACCCGAUGGCUUCUUUGUGGAUCAGUUCGAAACAGAUGCGGACGUUAGAAAGAUUUUAGCUGCAACAGUUCUAAAACCCGGCAGUGCCCGUAAAGCAUUCCCUUGCUUUGACGAACCACACCUGAGGGCAUCGUUCAGGAUUUCGUUGUUCCGUGAUCGUUUCCACAUAGGACUGUCGAACUCCAUCGUCCAGGAUACCGAUGAUGUCGGAUUCUACAUGGGAACUGGUUUGCUACGAGAUGAUUUCGCGGAAACCCCACCAUUACCACCAGAUUCCAUUUCGUGGGUGAUCAGCGACUUUAAGCGGCAGCUCCUGGAUCCCUCGCCUAUCUAUCAGACCAUCAACGUCACCAAGGAUACCCACAAACCACUGCUGGAACCGACGAAGACACCCGCUAAACUGACCAAAGCGGAUAAGAAGCCGUUCCGUAAUCUUACUGCCGUUAUACUGUCGAAGAAUCUCUUUAAACUGACGAACAAUCAACCACCUAGUAAACCAUCUAGCGAAACGGAAGGGUCCGCGUCUGUGCCCGAUGCCAAGGCGGAGAACAUUAUUCAGGGAAACCACACCAAUCAAAGAGGAAACGGUACGGAGGCGAAUCAUACCAGUGCUAGUGAUACCUUGGACAUUAAGACAGCUCCGGCGUAUUCUUUCUACGCUCCAAGCCCUUACGUCGACAAGGGAAGCUUUGUGCUACAUACUUCACGCGAUAUCCUCGAGUAUCUUCAGCAAUGGCUUGGGGUGGCGUAUCCCCUUUCUAAGCUCGAUUUUAUCGCACUACCCACUUUGAACGACGACCUAACAAGUUCUCUUGGUCUGAUCGUGUGUCGAACAUCAUUUCUCAGCUCACCAGAAAACGUUUCGACCAGAGAGUACCACAUGUCGGUGGUAAAAAUUUCUGAAGGAAUAGCCAAGCAGUACUUCGGGGGAUUGAUUUCUCCAAAAGCCUGGAAACACGUCUGGCUCUGGGAGGGCAUCAUCAAGUACCUUAGCAGAUUUAUUCUUUCUCCUAUCCGACCUCAGUGGCCGAUGAACGAACUGUUUCUGAUAGACACUACAAUCCGAGCGUUGGAUAUGGAUGCUCUUCAAGGUUGGGAAAGUUUACACGGCGGAACAUCCGAUACCGGAAACAACGAGGCGUUCUACAUAGACAAAUCUGCAUCGAUGCUAGCCAUGCUCCAGUCUGCGAUUGGUGAAUCCAACUUCCGACAGUGUCUGGGUAAGUUUAUUAAAAAUUUCAAAUACCAGACGGCCGAACCCUCCGACUUGUGGUACAUAUGCGCGAAGCAAGACAACUACAGCAAAAAUGUUAAAGAAAUGAUGAACUUUUGGACCAACCUGGCGGGUUUCCCACUACUUAACGUAUCUCGACAAGGUGAUGAACUGCAUAUAAGCCAGACACCGUUUGCACCGGCAGAAUUUGUUGCAAUCAACGAUGACUACAGCAUCGAUGAGGACAACGAAACGUUAUCGACGACCACAACCAGCACUACUACGAUGGCUCCGACUCCAGCUAGCAGCGGUAAGGACAAGAAGCGCAUCCGGUGGACGUUCCCGAUCAGCUAUGUUACCAGCAACAGUGAACGGCUACCAGAAACCACUUGGUUCAACACUAGUGAGACUCGCAUCACUCUCAAUCAUUCACCGAAAUGGAUCAAGCUCAAUCAUGAGCAGACCGGUUACUAUAGAGUACUCUACGAUGAAGAAAAUUGGGCCAAAUUAGUUGAGCAGCUACACAUAAAUCACCACGUAUUUAGCACCCAGGAUCGCGUGGGCUUGGUAUCGGACAUCUUUACCUUGUGUCAUGCAAAUUUGCUGUCCUGUGAUUUUGCAAUGGAUCUGAUUUCGUACUUUCCUAAGGAGCAAGACUGGGGACCGGUUCUGGUGGGUAUGAAGCAUCUGGAGAAAUGGCGAAAGAUUCUCAAAUACUCCGAGUGUUACUUGGUGUUAGCGGAAUACAUCCGUCAAAAUCUGGCCAAAUCAAUCCAGGAACUCACAUGGAACGAUACCGGCAAGGAGGAGCUGAAGCUGCUUCGACCUACGGUUCUGCUGAAUGCUGUACUGUGGGAAGAACCGGAGGCUAUUCGUAAUGCCAAGGAGCUGAUGAACGACCAGGCUACCAUUCCACCAAAUCUCCGGUCGGUUGCCUACAUUGGUUCGGUACUGUCCGGUGAAAUCCGCUACUGGCAGGAGUGUUGGGCAUUGUAUACCACGUUGCGUCGCGAGAAGGAUGUCGGAUCUGAGGAACGAAUGGAGCUUCUCCGGGCGCUCGGUGUAACCAAGGACGCCUGGCUGCAGAAUCGGCUACUGUCACACGUAAUAACACUUCCCGUCACGGAGAUCGUGCAGGUGCUGGAGACAAUAUCGGGAACACCGACGGGAGGCGCGAUGGCCUGCCGGUUCCUGCAGGCAAAGUGGAUGAGCUUCCAGGCGAAACUAGGACGGGGCAGCGUUAACUUUGCGAGGGUGAUAUCGGCCAUCACCCAGUACGGAUCGACGAAGUUCGAUUACGAUGAGCUGAAAUCACUGGUGGAGCGCUUCGGUAACGGACCGGGAAUGAAAAUCCUGAACAUGACCCUGAACGUUGUGGCCGCUAACGUCGAAUGGGUAAGCCGAUCUCAGACGUCCGUCUUCAGCUGGAUUGAGAAAAAAUAUCACUUCUGAGCAUGUACGGCCCGGACCCGAGAGGAUUUUUACUAGACGAGAACAGCAACCACAGUAAAUAACCAACAGGAAGGAAUCAAAGAAGAAGGAUGUCUAAAUUUUGAGUAUGAAAAACCAAAAAAAAAGAAGAAAAAACAAACAAAACCAAACAAAACCAAACCAAUGACAUAUACAACUAUUUUCUGGUUAACCUUUUUUGGAACCUCUAGGGUAAACUAAAGCGAACUACAUGGGCUAUGAAAACUAACUAAAAAACGGAAAAAAUAAACAAACAUACAAAACAGAUGUGGGAAAACAUGAACAAAUAUUUAGUAGCAAAGUGAGUGUUACGUGUGUUGUGGCAGGAUGUGAAAGACCUCGGAUGAAAGUGCUUUUUUGGUGCGCAAAGUCGUGUAUGAACGAUCCAAACGUCGGAAUGCAUUUAUCGGUAGUACAAUCUUUGGGUAGAAGAAUUUUUAACCUCGAGGCAAUAUGGUGACAGCGGAAAAUCUUCCACGAGUGGGAGGAAGGAGAUGUAACAACAACAUACAACUGUACGAUAGAGCUGUAAAUGUUCAUUGUAACUUUUUGAAAACAAAAUCAUAAUUUACUCAUCAUGUUUGCAUUUAUUUUUGCGUUUAGGUUCGAAACUUCGACCAAGAAGCGACUGAUUUGUAAUAUAGGACGUAGUGAAUACCAGCAGAGCUAAAAAGCUGUUGAUAAAGAAUCUUUUUUUGUCACAAAUAGAAAAAAAAACUAAGACCAUACGAAAUCAUAACCCACAUCGUUGGAGUCCUUUUUGAAGUUGAACUUCUUCAUCCAUCCGGUAGAUUAGAUGAUUUUCUUUCGGUGCUAACUAAACGAACAUAAACGAAUUGACUCUGGCUUCGACACCUAUACAGCGUUUUGAUGGGCAAAUUUUUACGUAGAUAUAUAUUUUUCAGUAACAAUGCUAUCCCACCCAAUCGAAAAAACUUAUGUUGAUACCACUGAUCACACUGACAAGACACUUAGAAUAAAAAUUCAAUAAUUUUCUGUCUAAUUUUGCCACCUAUCGUCAAUAUUGCGAAGCUUGACAAACAAUUCCCUGUAGGAAAAAUUUACCUGUUCGGUUCGAUUUCCAUCCGUUCAUCAGGUGGAUCGGUCCAAAAUCGGAUACUGUUUUGGUCCGAAUCGCGCGAUGAUGAAACACAUUUCACAUCUUUCAUGAAACCGAUUUCGAAUUAAAACCGUACCGAAUCGUAAUAAAAACCUUUAUUUUUGACAGUAAUCGGUCCGAUGGAAUCGCUACCGAUCUUAGUAUUGACUAUUUUUCCUUGAAAGUUGGGUGGCCCUUUCAACUGGGAUAGCAUUUCAUCAAAAGCGAUCGAUGCGCACUCUGGAAUCAAUAUUGCGUACUGCUGGAAAAAUCAUCCAACAAACGAAAUUGAGUGUCUAGUCAGUAUGGUCAGUGUUGAUACUAUCUACACGAAUACUGCCAGAUAUUUCACUACACGGUAGAGAAAAAAAACAGAAAUGCCCAAUCGUUUUGUGACAACCAAAAACUUCUACUCCAGCAACGACUCUUUACUUCUUAUAUCUAGGCUAAUUUCUCAAGUUCCAAUGAAGAAAAAAAACCUGAAAUAACUUAGCCACAUUUCUAUUCAUUAACAAGGGUACGAAGCCAGAUUCAAGGCGUUUAUUUUACAAGUGACAGAAGGAUUUGACAAGUUUUCCUCUUAACAACUCUUAAGCGACAUGUGAGUGUGAUCGAGGUUCGAAUGAAUCGGCUCUCUAGGAUGAAAGAAAUCGGACGAAAGUGUAUACAGUGUGUGGAACAAACAUAAAAAAAAACAAACCGUGCGAUCAGCAGUGAUUUUAAAUAAGUGGCAUGUAAAUAAAGAGGCCACAGAAUUUAGAACACAAAACAACAGCCACAGACCCGAUCAUUUCCUCUUACAUUACUAAUGAUUUACAAAAUGCUACAACAAAACUCUGUGAAACAAACGUGUGAUGGCUCUAGGACAAAAACGGAAUCAUUGAACCACUCUAGGGUGAGUGGGGUAUGUGAUAAGUAAUACAAAACUUCAGUUCUCGGGAAACACUGGAAGCCAAGUGAUGUGCGAAAAAAUCGAAACAGUAUUAAACCGAACGGAAGCAUUUUCGAAGGAAAUAAAAAUUCAAAAAAAUAAACCAAGAAAAUAAAGAUGAUCAAAGCGUUUCUCAAAUAAUAUAUUUACGUUAAAGAAAUUUAAAGUUACCAACUUGGAAGGACGAAUGAAGCCAAAGUGAAAAUGUGAAAACAAACCGACUGCGCUACCACUCUGUGCAACUUUGCUGUUUCUUCUACUUUAUUUGUCUGUUCAUCCUUAUUUUGUAUCGACUUCACUAAAGGAGAAAAGUUAUGAAUUUUCGAAUGGCACAAGUAAAAUUAAAUAGAACAGCUUGAAAAGUGUUUAUUUCACGUUUCGUGAAGUUUAGAGCACACCCUUCGGCUCAAACAAUGCGCCAGAUAACUUUCAGUGGCAUUUGAGAGCGACAACUAUAAAAUUAACAUUUUUGGUACUGCAGGGAAGUUGAUAUAAACCAGGACUAACAAAGACGUAAUGUGUCGAUAUCUAACUCUCGGUUUGUGUCCUAUUUUUCUCGAAUCCUCAAUCCCAAAAAAAUCAACCUACGUAACAAAAACAUGGAAUCAUUCUCGCAUUAUCUGUAAUAGAUUUUUAUCAGUCAUAAGUAACAAAAAUGCUCAUAUUAUCUUCUCAGUAGCAAUAUCUAUACAAAACAAAAUACGUUUCAAAAUGCAUAUACAUAAAAAAAAUACUUAGUUCUAUAAUGGAAUACGCUUAUCAAAGUGAACGUACCGGAACGCAUUAACAGAUAGUCAAAACAAAAAACAAAACAACCUUACACUAAACAGUCGUACAUUGAAAAAUAACGGAAACAAUUUCAUUGUCUGUGUUUGUUACCUUCAGA
Uranotaenia lowii is the source of this 7685-nucleotide messenger RNA. RefSeq names its product endoplasmic reticulum aminopeptidase 2. Gene Ontology annotation, cellular component: cytoplasm. Gene Ontology annotation, molecular function: zinc ion binding; peptide binding; metalloaminopeptidase activity. Bases 1482 to 4751 code for a protein of 1089 amino acids. Gene Ontology annotation, biological process: peptide catabolic process; proteolysis. Lineage: Eukaryota; Metazoa; Arthropoda; Insecta; Diptera; Culicidae. The record is from RefSeq and is a predicted model, not a curated record. The transcript is spliced from 11 exons.